This is a messenger RNA of Gasterosteus aculeatus aculeatus (three-spined stickleback), 4006 nucleotides long. RefSeq lists its product as uncharacterized. Lineage: Eukaryota; Metazoa; Chordata; Actinopteri; Perciformes; Gasterosteidae. Gene Ontology annotation, cellular component: nucleus. The record is from RefSeq and is a predicted model, not a curated record. Gene Ontology annotation, biological process: regulation of gene expression.
CUGUUCCCUAUGCAGCGAGUGUUCGGGGUGGAGUACAGUGGAAUAAAAUAGUUGUUUUAUUUAUUUAUUUAAAAAUCGUCCGGCUCUGACAGCAGAGAUGCGAUAAUAUGAAAAAUAUAUUUUUUUUAAAGAAAGGAGGGCGCGCGCCGGGGAAAGUUUGUCCCGAGGGUGUCCGCGGGUCGCGCUUCUCGGCGGUCUCGGACCCUCGACUCUUAAAGAUGGCUGGCUGCGGGUCCGAGGACGCUCCGCGGCGAGGGGAAGGAUCCGCUCCGCACCGCGGCUGUCUGUAAAUAUUAUACACGUUUUCCUCCGCGCCGACCGACGCAGCAGCGUUGUCGCAGGUCCGAGAGCCGCCGCGGCGCACACGCACCAUAAUAAUAAUAAUAAUAAUAGGAUUUGGGAUUUCGGACCCUCGCGCGGUGCGUAAUGGCGUCCUCCGCGCAGCUCCUCGGUUGCUCCCCAGACUUCUACUAGAGAAACAUAAAUGGGUUUGCCCCAAAAUGGAGACCCAGCUGGCUUCAGUCCUGACCAGGGGCAGCCUGGAUGUCCAAAAUGGCAGCCAGCGUGCAGAGGGAUCGGGCCCAGCGACAGAGGGCUGUUUGGACCCAGAGGAAGAGACCUCACACUGUACAGUACCGGGCAGCCGCCCGCAGUGCCCCGAACCGGCAGCGCGGACCAUCAGACGGUCUGCGCCGUCAAUCAAUGGGAAUAAGCCAGAGGUGGGCGGGACUUCUAAGCGAGCCUCUCAGGAAACAAGGAGGAGCGGCGCGUUUAGACAGCCAAUCACAGUCAAGACCGGAGUGCCCGUGUUACGCAGCCAACCAAUCAGACUCAAAAUUGUCGUCCCCGCACGGUGCAAGCGGCCAAUCACAGACGCGGCUGCCGUCGGCCCGGCCAAAGACUUUACUCGCUCACGUUUGGGAAGAUCUGUUUCGGUCUCAGCUGGAGCAAAAAGAAACGGUAACGUCACGAUAUCUGCUUUUAAGAAUGAAGAGGAGAUCACAGAAGCUGCUUAUCAUGAGACUGAGGAAGCUGAGCCAGAAUCAUUCCACGAGCAAACAAAGUGCAAAGACAAACAUUUUCCGGGUGUUAAAAUCAUUCCCGCUGACACGUCAGAAACUCCUUUAAUAUCAAGCGUCGAUACGGAUAACGUAUUGAGCCUGAAAGGGGUUAAAGAGGAAACUGCAGAGAGAGACAUUGAGGAAAAUAUUCCUCUCAUUUUGAAUGAUUUGGAUUUGAAGUCUCGUUUGACGUUUGAUGAAAUGGGACCGGAGGAGCAGACGGAGCCAUUGGACCUGAGUUUGCCCAAGAAAACGGCGAGCCGAGAGAGAAGGUGUGAGUCCUUCCUGGACGACUCUGGCUGUGAGAGCUCGCUGAUUAUGGAGGUGGAUGAAUACGAGGGAGAGGGAGACAGGGACAUAGUAGAAGAGGACGACGACGCUGAAGCAGACGUCUCCGCUCUGCGUGUGGACGCUGGCGACACCCUCGAGGACUCUCUCCUGUCUCCCUCCUUCUUCUCUACCUCCGUCUUUACCUCCCUCCCCGCUAUAGACUUUGACGCCAAUGACCUUCUUCUCAUAGACGACGAGGGAAUACCCUACACGCUCGAUCAGGACGGACUCAAGCUGCCCCAGGUCGAUGAGGGGCAAGGGACGGGCUCAGCGCGAUUGUCCACGUUGGCCGAUCCUAGCCUCAGCCAAAGUUCAGACACUGCACUAAAUGCACCUUGUGAUCAUCUUUACUACUCACCAGCCCCCGCCGCCGAUCUUCUGUCAGUGAACGGCGGUCGAACGAAGCCCCCAGAAGUCUUUACGAGUUCGGUUGCGAACCCAGAGAGCUCUGAAGCCGCAGAGCCAGCCGUCGAAACUGGUCAGGAGGCUGGAGGUGUUAAUUUAAUCCCCGGCCGGCCCGUUCAGAUCCUCACUAACCCUUCCAGUAACGCUCCUAUUCUCCUGCUGUCCUCCCCCUUUUCCUCACCCCGGCUCCCCUCAGCUCAGACGGGCAUCUCGCUUCCCCUUUCAGUGACUCAGACCUCCCCCGGUGCUUCCAGCCCAAUGUUCCUCCUCCUUUCGUCCGUGGCCUCUUCCUCCGGUGACUCCGCCUCUACCUCCACCCCCAUCGCCGUCCUGGACCCUACGACCGGUCAGUUGUCCCAGAUCACGGCGGCCCCGGCCCACGUCUCCCUCCCUUUGCCCCCCGGUCAGCUCGGCGCGACGGGAUGUCCGCCCCUGUCCACGCUGUCCUAUCCCGUCAUCAGACUAAGCCCCAAAACGCCGCCCGAAAUCCCGCCGGGGGCAGGGACCAAUGUGAGCUCCCGCUCGGUUCUCGCUUCUCUGAGCGUCUGUCCGUCCCCUCCCGUCCCUCAAAGCGGCCGCGGCGGCGCGGGCGUCCCCUCUCAAGACAGCCCGUCCCACUCGAACCCCGGAAGCGAAGCCAUAGCUGCAGAAGAAGUCUCGAGUGAAAACGACAAGCCAUCGACUCUUACAGCAUCCUCCCCGCCCCCGCAGCCUGCCAGUUUGACCUGUGACCCCUCGGCUCAGCCCCGCGCGGAGGCCCGAUCGCCAGCCUCCGAGCCGGGGUUCGACCCGUCUGACCUGCACUCGGAACGCUUCCCUCUCGACGACCAUCUUUACUUUUCCAGCGCGGCCGCUCCUCCCUCGCCUCCCGUCGGAGCCGCGCUCCCCUCCGACAGUCUCGUCCCCCUGGACCCCCUGGACCCCCUGUCUCCGGAGGGGUCGCCCGACGCCAUGGGUCCCCGCAGGGUGCUGUACUGCCAGCUGUGCCCGCGGGUCUUCUUUUACCUCUCCGACCUCGAGCGCCACGCCAUCACGCACUCGCAGAAGAAGCCGCACGUUUGCCAGCAGUGCGGCAAAGCCUUCAAACGCUCCAGCCACCUGCAGAGACACAAGCACAUCCACACAGGCCAGAGGAACUUUGUGUGCCCCAUCUGCGCCAAACGCUUCAGGGAGGCCGGUGAGCUGCAGCGCCACCAGAGGGUCCACACCGGAGAGAAACCCUACCAGUGCCAACUUUGCCACACGCGCUUCGCCGAGCGCAACACGCUACGCCGGCACACCAAGCGCAAACACCCGUACCACCAAGUAGCCAUGGAAAUGCUGAACGAGAGAAGGGACGGAGGAGGAGGAGGAGGCGUGGGAUCCGGAGUGCAGGACGAAGAGGAGAGCGCCGAAUGGUACAGCUCCACCGUGUCCAAUCUGGAAAACUCUGACUCCGAGGUGGAAACUUAGAAGAGUUUUCUGCAGGUAAACUCCGAAGUGAACGGAAGGAGGGGGAUCACAUCUCUGGUUAAAGGCUAAACUUGUCAUUUUUUAACACUAAAAAAGGGAGCACUUGCAAUAUUUAUUUCAGUGAUUUUAAGCUAAUUCUUUUUAACAAAUGUAUAUUACUCCCAUUCCAAGUAGCGGUGGGAGCUUCAUCGGCUUCGACCUCAUUAUUGAUUUUGACGUUAGCACUCCUAAUGAAAAAGUUGCAUACGUGUCUAUGCACAUGAAAUAGGAACGCACAUGCGUGAAUUUAAGUUCAUAAUAUUAAUCAGACUGCCACGUGAAGUCGCAUUCCUUUUCAAUCCAAAAUGAAACCCUCAAGUGCUCAGAAAAGAAGGAUAACUUAUUUACUCUGAACAGUCCUUCGCUCGAGCUGUGUACAUAAAGAGCGAUAUUUCUAAGAGCUGCACUUCUGCACUUCUGCACUAUCUUAUGUGAAGGAUGUAAUCUACCUUUCUUACCGUCAGAGACACUGUGAGUCAUUUGAGGUACUUGUUUUAUUUCAAUAUUCACGUUACAUUGUGAAGGAAAACGGUCGUAUUUCUUUUGCAGCUGCAAAGUUGUAGCUGUCAACUUUAAGUGUGUAACUCAUCAUGUGAGUAUUUGACCAAAUGUUUUUGAGUUAUUCCUGCAAACAAAAUAUUCAGAUGAUUCAGAUUUUUGAUUUGUCUCAUGUGAGUUAUGUUAAUUUAUUUGAAUUAAAUUUUGUCAACAUACAAUCA